AUGGGUUUCAAUGCCAAAACCGCCGACGAAGAUUCCGAGUCAAGCGUCCUCCUCCCCACCGUAUCCGCCACCACACCCAAUAAAAUCCCGAAGGACUCGUUCCACUUGGCCUACAUCAUCUACUUCACACUUGGUGCUGGCUACCUCCUCCCAUGGAACGCUUUCAUCACAGCCGUCGAUUACUUCGCCUACCUCUACCCAGAUGAAAGCGUGGACCGUAUAUUCGCCGUCGCGUACUUCGUGGUGGGCCUCGUCUGCCUCCUCUUCGUAAUCUUCUACGCCCACAAGUCCGACGCUUAUGUCCGGAUCAAUGUGGGUUUGGGCCUCUUCGUUGUUUGCCUGCUCAUCGUGCCCCUCAUGGAUGUCUUUUACAUCAAAGGUCGGGUCGGGUUGUACGACGGGUUUUACGUGACGGUUGGAACGGUUGCGCUUUCGGGUUUGGCUGAUGCUUUGGUUCAAGGCUCGCUCAUUGGGGCGGCUAGUGAGUUACCCGAGACUUAUAUGCAAGCCGUUGUGGCUGGGACUGCCGGUUCAGGAGUCCUUGUUUCUGCUCUGAGGAUCAUAACUAAGGCUGUAUAUCCACAAAAUGCUGAUGGCCUGAGAAAAAGCGCAAACCUUUACUUCGCUGUUGGGAUAGUAGUUAUGGUCAUAUGCCUUGUUUUCUACAAUGUGGCACCAAGGCUUCCAGUUAUGAAGUACUAUGCGGAGUUGAAGACUCAGGCUAUAAAUGAGGAGAAGGAAGAGAAUGGUCCUUUGACUGCGUCUGUGUUGAGAUCAACUUUGUGGCACGUAGUUGACAGAGUCAAGUGGUAUGGAUCUGGCAUCAUUCUUAUCUAUGUUGUGACUUUGGCAAUAUUUCCAGGAUAUAUUACUGAAGAUGUACACUCUCAGAUUCUCAAGGAUUGGUACUCAAUCCUCCUUAUUACAGGCUACAAUGUGUUUGAUCUUAUUGGCAAGUCUCUGACUUCUGUAUAUCUCCUUGAAAAUUCUAAGGUUGCGAUCGGCGGCACAGUUAUAAGAUUGCUCUUCUUUCCUCUCUUCUAUGGGUGCUUGCAUGGCCCCAAAUUCUUCCGAACAGAGAUUCCAGUGACAGUACUUACUUGCCUUUUGGGACUUACUAAUGGCUACUUGACAAGUGUGUUGAUGAUUUUGGCUCCCAAGAUCGUCCAAUUACAGCAUGCGGAGACUGCAGGGAUUGUGAUUGUGUUGUUCUUAGUUGUGGGUUUGGCUGUUGGUUCAGUUGUAUCUUGGUUCUGGGUCAUCUGA
Molecule: messenger RNA, 1266 nt
Organism: Prunus armeniaca (apricot)
Lineage: Eukaryota; Viridiplantae; Streptophyta; Magnoliopsida; Rosales; Rosaceae
Source: the annotation of a GenBank genome assembly